CCUCUGUAGUAGUAAAACUGUUUAUAGUUGGCGCGCCAGUUAUUGUUCGGCGUUAGUGGUUUGCAAAUAAUAAAAUACCCAAAAAAAAAAAAAGAGAUAUAUCAUUAAUUAAAUUUAUUAAACAUAAUGCAAGCUUUUCUUAAAACAGGCAAAACUACUGUGCACGAUAAAGCGCAAGCCAGUACCAGCAGCGCAGCAGCUGGUAGUAGUGAACGCCGUAAGCCACCAGCGCCAUGGGUUGAGAAAUAUCGUCCGAAGAGUGUUGAUGAUGUAGUCGAACAAUCGGAAGUUGUCGCAGUCUUGCGAAAAUGUGUAAAAGGUGCAGAUUUACCCAAUAUGCUGUUAUACGGACCGCCCGGCACAGGUAAAACAAGUACCAUACUUGCGGCGGCGCGUCAAAUAUUCGGUGAUCUCUAUCGUGAACGCAUACUCGAACUUAAUGCAUCUGAUGAACGUGGUAUUGCAGUAGUACGUACAAAAAUCAAGAAUUUUGCUCAAUUAACAGCCAGCAGUACACGUCCAGAUGGACGUCCAUGUCCACCCUUCAAGAUAAUCAUACUCGAUGAAGCUGAUUCGAUGACACAUGCUGCACAAGCAGCCUUACGUCGCACCAUGGAAAAGGAGAGUCGCAGUACGCGUUUCUGUUUAGUUUGCAAUUAUGUGUCACGUAUUAUUGAGCCCAUCACAUCGCGUUGUACGAAAUUUCGUUUUAAGUCAUUGGGUGAUGAGCAAAUUAUAUCCCGUUUACGUCAUAUAUGUGAACUAGAAGGUGUAAAGAUUGAUGAGAGUGCUUAUAAAUCGAUUGUAGAGAUUUCCGGCGGCGAUAUGAGGCGAGCUAUAACCACACUACAGUCGUGUUAUCGCCUAAAGGGUGCCGCAAAUACUAUUACUACAGCCGAUUUACUAGAAAUGUCUGGUAUUAUACCUGAAAACUAUUUAAUAGACUUUUUAGAGGUGUGCCGUGCCGGCAAUUAUUCGAAAUUGGAAGAUUUUGUCCGACAAAUUGGAUAUGAAGCUUAUAGUAUUGGACAAAUGUUAGAGCAAUUUAAUGAAUAUGUACUGCGUUGUCCAUCGUUAACUAACAAACAGAAGGCUCUGAUCUGCGAUAAACUAGGCGAGUGCUCAUUCCGUUUACAGGACGGCGGCUCGGAAUAUCUACAAAUAAUGGAUUUGGGAUGUGCGAUUAUCUUAGCAUUAAAAUAAAGUUCAGUAGACUGUAUAUGUUAUCGUUGUAUAAUAAAAAAAUUUUAAUUUUUUCACAAA
Ceratitis capitata (Mediterranean fruit fly) is the source of this 1263-nucleotide messenger RNA. Its product is annotated as replication factor C subunit 4. The transcript is spliced from 3 exons. Gene Ontology annotation, molecular function: ATP binding; ATP hydrolysis activity; DNA binding. Gene Ontology annotation, biological process: DNA repair; DNA-templated DNA replication. The record is from RefSeq and is a predicted model, not a curated record. The coding region runs from base 127 to 1203 and encodes 358 amino acids. Gene Ontology annotation, cellular component: nucleus; DNA replication factor C complex. NCBI's taxonomy places the organism in Eukaryota, Metazoa, Arthropoda, Insecta, Diptera, Tephritidae.